UACAGACAAAAGUUGAACUCGUGAAUAUUCAUGUGAAAUGUGUAUAGUCCUUCAGUUUUGCCAUUCAAGAGCGAACUUGUUCAGAGUUCCUUCUACCGGCUUCCAACGAUAUUUCCAGUCCUCACCGACUGGAAGGAAAGUCCUUGUUGAAUGAGGACUCCUGUCUGUGUUGCUUCUGAGAUUAUGGAUUUGCUGUCAAGGAGAUUUAUUGUAGCCUGUGGAACCAGCAUGGAUACCUGCUCUAAGUUUGGAUCACAUGGAAAGGGUAGCAAGCUGAGAAAAUAUUGUCACUUCAAAUACAUUGCCGUAGGAUUAUUCUUGGCAGUGGCUCUUAUUACUUUAAUCACUGUGGUUAUUGCACAGAAUUUAUCUUCCACCAGGAACAGUAAAUAUGGGAUUGUGUUGGAUGCUGGUUCUUCCCACACUAAUGUGUAUGUGUAUGAAUGGCCAGCUGAGAAAGAGAAUAACACAGGAGUGGUGCGGCAGAUUCAUGUAUGUGAAGUAGAAGGUCCAGGAAUCUCAUCUUAUGCCAAUGCUGUGGAAAAUGCCAGUGUCCCCCUAAAGCACUGUAUGGAUUCAGCAAAGGAGAUUGUGCCACAGGGAAAGCAUCAGGAGACUCCUGUUUACCUAGGGGCAACAGCUGGCAUGCGGCUGCUGAGGUUGAAAAAUGAGGAUGUUGCUGGAAGGGUCCUCUCUGCAGUAGGAGAAACAUUGCGUAUGUAUCCCUUCAAGUUCCAGGGUGCCAGGAUUCUUGGUGGUGAUGAAGAAGGUGUCUAUGGCUGGAUCACCCUUAAUUACUUGCUGGGCAAAUUCACAGAGUCUAUCUGGCCAAAAGUACUGGGCCAUACUUUCUUCAAAAGUAGGACAACAGGAGCACUGGAUCUUGGAGGAGCAUCUACACAGAUUACCUUUGUACCAGACCCAAAUAAUAAUGAAUCAGCAGAUACCGUAAAAGUACAUCUCUAUGGAAAGGAAUACAUGGUAUAUACACAUAGCUUCUUAUGUUAUGGGAAGGACCAGGCUCUUCACCUCAAGCUGUUACAUGAUGUUUUUUCUUCGAAAACUGACAGACUCCAGGAUCCAUGUUUCCACCAAGGUUACACGAGGACACUUAAUGUUUUUGACCUGACCACAAAUCCCUGCACAGCAUGUAGGAUCACUGUAUCACACUCUCAGAUGCAAAUCCAAGGUGAUGGGAAUUAUGAAAAAUGCUUAGCAAGCAUCCAGAGAAUCUUUAAUACUCCAGACUGUUUUUACUCCAGCUGUACAUUCAAUCGUACCUUCUUGCCUGAGGUGUCUGGAGAAUUUGUGGCAUUUUCUGCUUUCUAUUAUGUAAUGAAUUUUCUGAAUGCUACCCAAAAACCUAUGGACCAAGUGAUACAGACAGUGAAGAGCUUUUGCUCCAAAUCCUGGAAUGAGGUGAAAGUCGAAUUUCCUAAGGUAAAAGAAAAGUACUUGAGUGAGUACUGUUUCUCAGGUGUUUAUAUUAUCUCACUGCUUGGCCAGAGAUACAACUUCACCGAGGAAAAAUGGCGGAAUAUCCACUUCCUGAAGAAGAUUCAAAACAGUGAUGCAGGAUGGACCCUGGGCUAUAUGCUAAACCUUACCAACAUGAUCCCUGCAGAGCAGCCCUACAGACACCUAUUAUCCCACGCAAGCUAUAUCAGCUUGAUGGUCAUCUGCUCUACUCUAGUGGUGUCUCUGCUCUUUGUAGGCUGGAUGAUUUAUCGCAAACCAAAGUGCCUGAGAAAGGAAAUAAUUUAGAGUGCAGUAGGCAGCUUGGUGUGUCUAUGGACACGUUGUGGUCAAGAUCAGAGGGCUGUACUUUCCCCCUCUGCUCUGCUGAAACAACUAGUCUAUAUGAAGGCUUUCUGUGCCAUUUGCUCUGGCACCAACAGAUACCAAAACAACAGCAUGCUACCAUUCUGUUCAUCUCCCUCAGACUGAAGAUUCACUUCUCAUCCUACUCUAAGUGAGGGUUGAUAAUAAGUACUUGCACAUUGUAUUGAAACAAACACCACUUCUCUCAGGUAUGCCACUUCAUAUAUUGCUUUAGUCCUGGGAAUACAGCACAGGGACAUCCAGCCAGAAAUGAUGGACUGAACAUUGCAAGGACAAUCCUAGACUUCUCUUUGGAUUGUGUGUUUUCUUUCAUUCUACUGGAAAGCUCCAUAAGCAUUCAGACAUACUGCCUACUGGCCCCAUCCCAUUUACAGUUUUGAAGUAGCCCUUUAUCAGAUUUGUAGUAUGUCCUCUGUGAAAGAGGUUGGAAGUGAAAACUUUUGACAAUAGCUUAUCAUUUGCUGGGAGAAGAAAGGAGGAACAGCCCAAAGUACUCUCUACUAAAAGCUAAAGAACAAAAUGCAGCUUAUGAAUGUCCAGCUUGACCAGAAAAAGGAACAGUGAAUUAUUCCUGAUGUGUAACAGUUUGUAUCUGAGUAACAGGCCUUGCACUGAUGAACUGUUUGUGAACUGUUUGGAUUCACUAUCAGCUGCCUUAUGUAAGUUAUACAUUUCUGGACACACAGGCUUGAUUUCACACUGUAUAUUAACAAAGUCCAUUGGUAUUAUUAUCAUUCAAAAACUGUUUGUGUUGGAGGAGAGGGAAACAAACCCUUUGCAGCAGAAUUCACAUCCCUGCGAUGCGGAAGUUCUCAAGAGUGGAACCUCUGGAAUCCCUUCCUUCUUCCAAGCCCCAGAGGAAUGUUCCUAGGAAAAAAACAAAACUCACGCACUGGAGUUUUAUUGAAAAUUAGGAAUUACUCUAGUCAAACCAUUUCCAGCCUUCCUCUGACAAAUGAGCCAGUCUGUUAUCUAGCCUGUCUGCUGAUUAGCAAAUCUAAGCUAUCCUGUUAACACUGUUGAUCCAGCAACAUUUGAACAUAUCCUGUCAGCAGACAACCUACCUGUACAUCUGUGCCACUCUUAUGAAAGCCUUAUUUAUCAUUUGCUUCAGGAUAGCAGUGUCCCUGCCAGUCUCAAGUCUUCUGGAGAACCAGCUCAAUGGAAUAAUCCUGUGAUCCAGCAAUAAUAACAUGGCAAUGUUUUAGGUGGGGAAGAUUCAUGCAGGCAGAGCUGAUACAUGGUCAAGCAGAGUUUUAAGGGAAUCUGCUGGUCUCAGGCAGAUCAACUGGCUUUCAUCCACCAGCUUUCCAGUCUUCAGCAGAUUAAGCGUGUUCCAAAUUAGACCAGGCCUGAGAGUUUAAAUAACUUCAGGAUUGUAGAAUCACACAGGGGAAGACAUUGUGGGGAGAUAAUUAGAGAGCCGGUGGCUGAUAGUUGAUCUAGCAGAUAUCUGAUACUGGCACUUUUAAGUGACUUUUAGCAACUAGGAUUGAUGAAGGUAAUUUUCAUGCUGUUGGCUAAUCUAAGGAAUCUACUUUUAUUUUAGCACAUAUAUAUAUAUGCAGGAUUAUUGCAUUAAGUCAUGAUGCGGUUCGCUUGGCUUAGUACAAUGUGUAGCUCUAGAGUUAGCAUGAACUUUACAUGGCUCUUCUUAUUUAAUACAGGAAGUUUUUCAACAAUAUGAUUCCCCACCUCAGGAAUUUUAUUUCAGACAAGCAUAAUUUUGACAAGUAAUGAAAUGGCUUACCAUUUAAAAGAGUUUGCAAAGAAGGGAAAGGGAAUAGAACUUAAAAUCUGAUGUAUGAGAAGCACAGAAACAGGAAAUGCUCAGAGUAUGAAACAUAUAACAAUUCAUGCCAGGUAAGUACUGACCACAUUUAUGUGUCAAAAUUGUUGUGAAUCUUGGCUUAGUGAGAAUGAGCAAUAUGUACCAUGCCACAUAUUUCCACACUGAUUACACAAAAUAAGCAUUCAUUUUGUACUGAUUUUUAAAAAGCAUUUCCAAUUUUUUUUGGAAAUACGUCUAUGUUUAGUGAGCUGGUUUUCUAGAUGAGCUGCAUUUAAACUGACCCAUCUUUGACCAUUCAGGACCUUGCCUAGUCAAAAGAUGGAAUAAAUGAAUAAAAAUAAAUGAAUAACAAUGUCCUACAUAUUUCCCAGCUACUCCAGAAUCUUAAUAGGAAAAAAAUCAGUUGGCUCCUUUCUGUAUCUUUAUGCCUUACUCCUGCUAGGAACUAUCCACUAUUAGAGACCUUCAGUAUUCUUCUCCCCCCAUAGCUGUAGAACAAUACAGAAAUCUUGACUAUUCAUAUUCCUUAGGAUAACCUUUUAGAGUACAUUAGGAUUGAAGCAGCAUUGGGAGGGGGGAAAAGGAUGCAAAUCAGGCUGGGUUGGAUUGAGACAGUCACUAGAACAAGUGACAAUCUCUUUAUCUCUGCCAGUCUGGUACUAUCCAGAUAUGCUGGACUACAGUCUCCACCAUCCCCAACUAGCAUGCCCAAUCCACUUGCUGAAAGGAUGGUGGCACUGAUGGUCCUACAUUCCUGGAAGGCCCCAUGCUUGGAAAAAGUUUGUCUACCUCUUCAUAUUGAUCCCAGCUAAUGGGUGCCUGUUAUUGUUUUGUGAUAAUCUGUCCAAAUGACACAACGUAUCAGGUCCCUUAUCCUGUUAUUGGGGUUGCUGCUGAAUUUAUGCUCUUCAACAGACUGAUUUGCAAGAAUCCCAACUGUAGACAUAGGGUUGGAAGGGAAUUAAAUGCAAUAAAUUUAUAUUAUUAAACAUCUGUGCCCAGUAGCCCCUCUUCCUGGCUGCAGGCUUGGAGGAAGAAUAAUUCAGGAUAAGUGGUCCUGGGAUGCUGUCACAUACUUUCUGAAAAUAAUUUAAACCCUGUCUUGGCUUUCCUGUUCAAAUGAAACAAAUAUUCACUUCAUACACAUGUACUUAUCUGUAUUUAUAUGGAACAUUAAAGAUGCUUUGAAUAAUG
Molecule: messenger RNA, 4828 nt
Organism: Python bivittatus (Burmese python)
Lineage: Eukaryota; Metazoa; Chordata; Lepidosauria; Squamata; Pythonidae
Gene: ENTPD1
Product: ectonucleoside triphosphate diphosphohydrolase 1
Biological process (GO): nucleoside diphosphate catabolic process
Cellular component (GO): plasma membrane
Molecular function (GO): UDP phosphatase activity; ribonucleoside triphosphate phosphatase activity; GDP phosphatase activity
Source: RefSeq, a predicted model, not a curated record